UGAGACGCUUAGAGAUAUCGCAGUCCAUGAGAUGGGGCAUCGAUGCCCUCGUCUACGUCUUGUGACCAGACCCGCCCUUGCGUUUGAUCUUGCGAUCUUCUGGCAUCGUAUCGCAUCUAAACCCGCAGUGCCCCUGCAACAGGGCACAGCCGCUGCAAAUGCAACCGCCAUGGGUCCUGCAUCCAACAUCGUUAUUCCCGUUCGCAAAUCCGGCCCUUGUACCGAUCUUCCUCUUUUACUUACACACUGCUCUUGGGGUCACGCUUAUUUAUAGACAGCUCUCUCAUUACAAGCCUCCAUAAUGCUCGUUUACUUCUGUUCACUCACUCUUCUUUACCCACCCGUGAGGUGGAGGCCAUGGAUCCUGCAUCGACUUCAAUCCGCACUCGGCCUGCAAAUUUUGAGAUCUCAUCACGUUCUCGAACUUCCCAAUCGUCUGCCCUUGUAUAUCAGUCAUGGCAAACGUGGGCAGGGAUACUGAAAAGACGCCCCGGACAACCGACCUCUUCUCGAUUCCAUGUGGCUGCCCCAAGCUUGUCGGGGUUGUGCCCCCUCUUGAGAACAAUAGUGCCAUCACAUAUCGAUAUUUGAGCUUCGAUACGCUCCUUCCCGAACCGGCAGACAUUAUAUUUCAUGGCGCAGCCGGAUCAUCAACAAAGCCGACGGUCCCGGACCUGUCCAAAUACACAUCUCCUCUGCAAUGGCCUCGCUCGCGCAAAUCCUUGAUGCUGGCGCUUUCGUGUAUCGCCACCUUCCUCACUGCUUAUACAGCCGGCUCGUACUCCCCGCCGUCGUAUAUCAUGGCCAGUGACCUUGGUACUUCCCAGCUUUUGGUCUUGGUGGGAAUAACAACCUUCUGCGUUGGGUUCGCUCUCUCGCCCAUGGUCCUGGCGCCAUUAUCAGAAAUAUAUGGCCGAUAUCCGGUUUUCGUCGUUUCUGGGGUAGUUUAUGUGGCCUUUCAGGCCGUCUGCUCCGUUGCACCAACCCUGGCUGUCAUGCUCAUCGCGAGAUUUCUUGUUGGCGUCGGCGGCUCCGUCUUCAGCUCCGUAAUCGGCGGUGUCAUCGCAGACCUGUGGCCAAAGGAGCAGAGAAAUACGCCUAUGGCCCUCUUCAGCGGUGCGGUGCUUGCGGGCACAGGGGCCGGCCCCUUAGUGGCGUCUCUUGUGGUGAAGCGCAUGGGUGUCGAAAAUGGGACGAUGGCCUGGAAAUGGAUCUUCUGGCAUCAGGUUAUCAUCGACACUGUACUUGUUGUUGCUCUUGCUGUCCUCUUCGAAGAGAGCCGGGGGUCGGUGAUCCUGUCAAGAAAGGCCAAGGAUCUGAACGACUGGUAUCAGGCAAGCGAAGACUCGGGUUACUAUACAAUGUGGCCUGAAGACAUGGAGGAGACCAGCGGGGACACAGACACGACUUCAGAGUCAGGCGACAUCCGAUGGUGCUCUUACUCUGGGUCGGCAAACCAUGGUUCAGCUUGCGGCUCAAGUUGGUCAUGUCCCGCGCCGUGCAGACCCAAGAGACUGCGGUGGCUAGUGAAAGAUGAUGAGAAACAAGCGUCUCUGGUAAAGCUCGUUUCCGUCUCCGUCUCGCGCCCGUUUCACUUGCUGUUCACGGAGCCCGUCGUCUUCUUCUUCUCCGUCUGGUGCGCCUUUGCGUGGGCUGUCCUCUACUGUACGUUCGGGAGCAUUCCUUUGGUGCUGUCACGUACAAGAGGCAUGGACAUUGAACAGUCGGGGUAUUUCUUCAUUGCCAUGAUAGUUGGAUCUGUGGUGGCUACUACCGUCGGCGUUUUUCAAGACAAACUGCUUCGACUGCCCCAGUGGCGGGCCGACAGCCCUCUCAAUGAGCCGUCUCGCUUUUGGCUGUUCAUGAGGCAUUGGUUCCCUGUCGAGGCGCCCGAAUCGCGACUAUAUUUCACCUGCAUCACCGCGGUCUUAUUACCAGUCGGGCUAUUCAUUUUCGGCUUUACUGCGAACCAAAGGUUCCAUUGGGUUGCUCCAGCUUUCGGUGUCGGCCUGGCAACCUGGGGUAUUUACUCGGUGUAUUUGGCCACCUUUAACUAUUUUGCUGAUGUUUACCACAUUUACGCGUCCUCCGCACUCGCUGCGCAGUCGUGUUGCCGGAACAUACUCGGCGGGGUUUUCCCACUCGUCACCGGCGCCUUGUUUCGGAAUCUUGGAGAGAAACACGCAGGUUCGCUCCUCGGCAGCAUUGCAGCUGGACUAGCUAUUAUCCCUUGGGCACUCGUGUUCUUUGGCGAGAGGAUUCGUAGGAGGAGUAAAAUUAGUCUUAAAACUAUUUAGUUAGCUAC
Messenger RNA from Colletotrichum destructivum, 2305 nucleotides. RefSeq names its product Putative major facilitator superfamily, MFS transporter superfamily. Bases 456 to 2297 code for a protein of 613 amino acids. The transcript has a single exon. Gene Ontology annotation, molecular function: transmembrane transporter activity. Gene Ontology annotation, cellular component: plasma membrane. NCBI's taxonomy places the organism in Eukaryota, Fungi, Ascomycota, Sordariomycetes, Glomerellales, Glomerellaceae. Gene Ontology annotation, biological process: transmembrane transport. The record is from RefSeq and is a predicted model, not a curated record.